CAAACAAAGACGUAAAGACAAUAAAAGAACAAAAGCACUUGAAGUCAUUAACCUGUUUUGCCGUGUUCACCCAGUUUAGAUGCAUUAAUUUUGCUUCGGCGCUUUGUCUAAUCAGAGGCGUAUUUCUGCAGUUGCCUUUUUGUGUGCGUUUUUCAAACAAAGACGUAAAGACAAUAAAAGAACAAAAGAGCUUUACUGUAUAUCCUUGGAUCUAUGCAAUGAUGAGUUUAAUGAUAUGGUGGUUAUUGUGGCUGUUAUUUGGUCAAGGAUUCACAAUGAAAAUGGGUUGGAAUGAAGAACUUGAGUUUUGUGAGGAAGAAUGGAAGAAAUUUGUGGCGGACAAAAUUGAAAUCGAUUCGAAAUGCAACAAUACUCGUACACGUUGUUGUGUUGAGGAGAAGAAAUAUCUUUUGGAGCGAUUUAAAAUGUUUAGUGAAAUAUGUCCUCUUGAAGGGACAUGUGGAUGCAGCCCGAUUAUUUUAAACUUUACUUUUGUGUCACACGUCAGUAUUCGUUAUCAUCGUCUUAUACGAAAAGCAAUAUCCGAAAAAAGGAAAGAACCAGAAAAUUUCACGUGUUCACAUAAGUUCAUAAAUGAAAGAGUAGAACAGCCGCCAUAUCGUAUACGUUAUGAUAGCUUUGGAAUCCGAAAAUACAAAUACCCUUACAAGUAUGUUUUAUACGGUGGAAAAAAUCACACUUGUUAUGUUGUCAUCAACGUGAACCAAAAACAAGAUAUGAAUGGAUUUUUCAUCAAACAUGUUCAGUCAGGAAAGUGUGUUGUGGAUAGUGUACCCCUUACCUUACUGCAUACAAUGUAUUGUUUUGAGGAGUCAGCUUAUUUCAAAUUUUUACAAUCUGGCUCCAUCAAUAGGUUGAAUACAACAAGGUGUCUUAUGAGUUACGGAUUUUAUGUAGACUUAUCUCAUGGAAAUUUUAAUGCAGAAUGCGGAGCCAUCAAUACCAUAACCCAGACAAAUUGGGGCUCAGUAACAUGUGAUGGAAAAAAUAUAUCGGACGUUAGUUGUUCUAAUAAUCAAUAUAUGGUGAUAAAAGUUGCAGAAUAUCGUGGAUUGAGAAACGGAAGCAUUUGUGGCUCAAGUUUUGAUUACAAUUGUAGUGUCGAUGUAACAUGUGACCUUAAAAAUUACUGUGAUGGUGAAAGAAAAUGUAAUGUAACUGUUGAUGAUAAUCAUUUCCCUUCAAAUAUUUGUCCUGGGUUGGAGAAAUAUCUUUACUUUGAAUAUCAAUGUAACUACACAAAUUAUAUUUUGCUUAUUAUUAAAGAGCUUCGGGACAAGUUUUGA
Molecule: messenger RNA, 1307 nt
Organism: Xenia sp. Carnegie-2017
Lineage: Eukaryota; Metazoa; Cnidaria; Anthozoa; Malacalcyonacea; Xeniidae
Exons: 8
Coding region: 219-1307 (362 amino acids)
Molecular function (GO): carbohydrate binding
Source: RefSeq, a predicted model, not a curated record